Molecule: messenger RNA, 600 nt
Organism: Selaginella moellendorffii
Lineage: Eukaryota; Viridiplantae; Streptophyta; Lycopodiopsida; Selaginellales; Selaginellaceae
Product: leucine-rich repeat and coiled-coil domain-containing protein 1
Exons: 7
Coding region: 35-481 (148 amino acids)
Source: RefSeq, a predicted model, not a curated record
GGAGCUAGGGAUAUCGAAGGAAUCGUGCAGGGCUAUGCAAGAACAUGUAACUCUACUAACAAAACAACUAGAUCAGGCAAAUGAGAAGCUAGAUCGACACCACAGAGAGAAGGAAGAGCUGAACCGAUCAAACGGGGCUCUUUCGGCUGAACUACAACAGGUCAAAGCGGCAAAAGAUGGAACCGAGUCCACUUUGCAGCUUCUGCGAAACGAGCUUGCGUCUGCUCGGACGUUGAUGGAGAGGAAUGCUUUGGAAGUCACAAAGAUGAAGGAGAACGCCGACGAAGCCGCAAGUCACAUAGCAACACUCCAUUCGUCACUCAGAAAGGCUCAGGAAGAACUGAAGCUCAAACUUGCGGACAACGAUCGAUUGAGGAACCAUCUCCACGAGCUUGAAGAAUUCGAGCAAUCUCAAGUCCAACUCCUCCAAAGUCACAUAGAAAAGCUCCAAUGUUUACGCCAGUCGUGUCCAAGGACAUAAAACACUAUAAAAUUGUGGAGAUCGACAGCAGUCGUCAUAUAAAGAUCCACUAUAAAUUUGUGGAGACCCAUUGUGUAAGCGUUGUUGUCCACAUUGUAUAACGAAUCGACUUGUUUUUC